Pseudogymnoascus destructans is the source of this 1554-nucleotide messenger RNA. RefSeq lists its product as uncharacterized. NCBI's taxonomy places the organism in Eukaryota, Fungi, Ascomycota, Leotiomycetes, Thelebolales, Thelebolaceae. Gene Ontology annotation, biological process: negative regulation of rDNA heterochromatin formation; negative regulation of silent mating-type cassette heterochromatin formation. The record is from RefSeq and is a predicted model, not a curated record. The transcript is spliced from 4 exons. Bases 1 to 1554 code for a protein of 517 amino acids. Gene Ontology annotation, cellular component: Rpd3L complex; cytosol.
AUGCCGAGUGUACAAGAGAUGAUGAUUGCUAGGCUUGUGGGGGAUAUGAAGCAAGCAGUCAAGCGCAAAGCCGAUGAAUCGGACUCGGAACACUCAAUAGACCAAACCACGAACAGGGGGAACAAGCUGAAGAAGAGGGCCAGAUACGUCCGCGAGGGCAGGUUGGCGAUGCCGAACGGUCCACAGGCUUACAAAAAGACGAUCACCUACAACGAGCACUAUGAGAGAACAAUCAUUAGCGAACGCCCGAUGCUUUACGACGAGGAUGGCUACGAGAUGGACAGUGAAGACGAUGAAGAUGGCGAGGCUUUGGCCGCUGCGAAUGAAUUCUAUCCAUAUAAUGAUGUUCGAAUGGAAGAGUUGCUUGCGCCAUUGACAUCAGUUACCGACCUGCCAAACCACCCAACAUUAUCUAGGCCGUUCACAUCAAAAACGCUCACCGAACUCACUCUGAAUGCGCGGUCAAUGAUGCAGAAGGAAAAGGAGACUCUAUGGAAAAUGAAGCGCCUUCUGACAAGGCUGAGCGGUGAUCACAUAUGGGUACCUACAGCUCUACUCGAGACGCCGAACGAUAUAAGAUUUUUUGGUGAUGGCAGAAACGAAUACCGGGAACACCUUCUCGAAAAAAAGCGAUUGGAAGGUACUCGUAGCGAAGAUACAUCUAUGAACGGGGGCAUACAGGCACAACUAGACAUUGCUACGCCUGAACAGGCUGUAGACAAUGCUGCGACCGAAAACGAAGUCGCAAUGGUUGAUGUUCCCACUCAGAACGGUUCUGGCCAAGAAGUAAAGGUUUCAACAUCCGUUGAGCCUCCCGUGGCUGAGGACGUGACCGCUGCAACCAACGGAGACACCAAUGCAACGGAACUAGAUGCCGACAAGAAAGCCACCGAGCCUCAUGAAUCCGAAAAUCAACAAAAUGCCAACGAGACCGACAAGAUGGACGGAGUCGUUACCGAUGCAGCGGCCACUGCAGAUGCCGAAGAACCCGCCGAGGACAAAGCUAACCAAUUCGAAGAUCCCGACACCACCCUUCCUGACCCUGAUGUACCGGCAGACGAUGAAUCCGAAGAGAAGGACGAAACUGAUGCCCCGGAGCCAAGGCGCAUGCGCACGCGCGCCCAGGCGCAAGCCGCAUCCGACGACAACGUGAGAUCUCGCACACGAUCCCUCUCAACUUCCUCCAACGACUCUUUCAUACACCCGUUUUUCUUGGCACCCCAGUCUGCGAUUCCAGACAGAGACAUUGGGCUCCCGACGCAGGAGGCAGAUGAGACAAGGCGGUUGCUGCAGCUGUUUGUACAGAAGCAGGAGGAGGUGUGCAGGGGAAGCGAGAAGCUCUACGAGGGUCUUCUUAAGGCGGAUCGACUGCGCAAUGAUGUGAUGAAAUGGGCCAAGGCCGAGGCGCACACUGGCGAGAAUGGAAUGAGUGACGGCGAAGAUUGGUACGAUAUGGAGGAGUGGAAUUUGGAUGAGGAGUUGAAGAAGGGGCAGGACGAAGACGACGAGGACGCGGCUACGACUGCGAAGAAAACGAGGACUAGGAGGCAAUAA